CUUUAAAUUGCAGCAACACAGUCAAGAAGACUUUGAACGGAUUUCUCACAAGUCCUGAAGUUGAGUGAAGGACCUCUCGGAAACCUCUGUCCAGCUUGGAAACAUGCUGUAGUCGUCGCUUAUACUUCAGAAAUCACUCUUGAAAACGAUGGAGCUGGAGGAGAAAUCGAAAUUUGGUAUGUAAUUUAACUUCGAACCGAGGACGUUUCACUUCAUUGUGUGGGAAAGUUGGCUACUCUAUCGAUUCACAUUAAAACUGCUGGUUUUGUUUUGCGCAAACUCUUCCAAGAGCGCAAAUAAUAGUCUAACUCGCUGCUGUGUUUAUCUUUUAGUCCUUUGUUACCUCUUAAAGUUACCAGGUCCGAGCGAAACACUUUCUCUCACGCACAUUCUUCGCAGCCUCUGUUUACUGGCUACUACUAGUACAGUUCACAAACACAGAUUUAAUGCACAGUGUCAAUGAUAAGUAACAGUCUAUCUUGUUUGCAGUAAACAGGUCAAAUUUAGGUACACACUGCCUCGUACAUUGUCAGGCUGCACAAUGUCCCAGUAUAUCUUUUGCUCGUCCAGUUGCUGCUACAUUCCUCAGAGUGGUAUGGCAGGCAUCGGGAGCUUAGUUUACGCCCAGCUAUGUAUAGAGCUUAUUAAUUGAAAAGACCACAAACACGCAGAGAGGGUCUAUGUUUUACGACUAGAUGCUGUCAGUCUCACUUGGUAGUGACAUUUUUCCUCAUUGCAAACCCAGGCAGACUCGUGAGACCCAUGAUAGUUGUGAAUCUAAUUUCUACAUGUCUAUAGCUAUUAAAAAAGCAUGCCUGUGGUUGUUUAUGUUGUAUUGUCUCUCUGUAAUUAUGUCAAUCUCCCAUAAAUGUUGUGAGUAAGUUGUGACACACCCUGUUGUGCUUUGUUUUGUCCUGCAUGGACUGGAUUUUAUUAGAUAAUUCAAAUAUUUGUUCCAUAGAGUGCUUUAAUCCAUGUAUUUCAUAUGCAAACACUUUUUUAAGAAAGGUAUUUGGCAGCCAACCCUCUGUUUUUUUUUUUUUUUUUGUUUUUAGAGCAUGUUUGGUUUUCGCAGGAUGUUGAUGAAGGAACAGCCCAGCACUUUUCUGAUGUAGCUUCAACAUAAUGCUUUCCUGGUCUUCCCCGCACACACCCUUCUCUUUUCCACUCAGCCUGCCACAUGACGGCUAAUUGCCUUCCAUUACCAUCACCAACCAAAGUCAGUGCAGUACAUUUACUGCCUAAUUGUUGAAUAUUAAAGGAGAAUGCAAAGGAUUCAGACAGCUUGACUCAGGGUCAGCAGACAAAAAAGCUGAAUGUGGUUGUUUAGGACCAAUAAGAGAUGUUGGUUGUGACUUGCAGAGCUGGACUAGUAUUGAAUUUAGUUCAAAUUUAUUUGUGAUGCCAACAUAACACAGAGCCUGUCCAUUUGCUCCUGAUUUCUGGAACCAAAUCUGCAAAAAGAGAUACUGGAAAUUGAUUUUUAAAAAUGGUACACCUUUUUCUAUAUUAUGAAAAUGGAAUGAUAACAUAAACUUCAGGCUUGGCGAUAAAACGGUAAUUAUAUAUAUCGAAAAUUUAUUUCCCUCAAUGUCAAUAUAAAACAUGGUCAAUAUGUUUUUCACUAGCUGGCAUUCUGCCAUGUUUUGUUAGACUAUACAAAUCAUGUGCUGAAUUAGAACCAAGUAGCAAACAACUGCGUAGUAGCAGGCUGCAGCUACACGCAACCAUAGCACUUUGACACGUGAAGCCGACAGCACUGUUGGUGAGAAAGACAGAAAAUGAGUGUUACCCUCGGCAGAAAUGCAGAUAAAGGCUCGAUAGAUGAUGACAUCCUCGACAACACUGGCACAAAAACGUCGGUGGUGUGGAGGUAUUUUGUUUUUUUGAGGUCGGACAUGAAGCAGAGUAAUAUUGUGAUUCAUAUCGAUAUCGACUGAUAUGAAAAAAAUUUAUCGUGAUAAACUUUUUUCCCAUAUCCCCCAGCCCUACCCCCUUUAUAAUCCACUGGUAACCUCUCCAUGGUAUACCCUUCCUCCCACCCCGUGACAGCUGGGGUAGCCUAUUGUGUCCAAGCCUGGCCUGUUUUGAUAGAUUGCAUAUGUCCUCCUCACACCUGUUCAGUUCACCUAAUUAAAAAGGAAUUUCAGCAUCUGUACCAUUUCACCCCUGUAGUAUAUAAGCUGCGGUUUUGCCUGCUUCUGUCUUUCUUUUGCUGCUGCAGCUGUGCUUCUUUUAUUCCUAAACAAACGUAUUUUCACAUAAGGGAAGUUGGCAGACCUCUUUUUGCCACCUGUUGUCGUAGUGAGUUUUAGUACAGGAGCUGUACCCAUAUUGGCUUUUUCUGGUCAUUGUGCACCUGCUUAACUUUUAAAAGUGAACCUCCUUUAUCGAAGUAAGUCAAAUCAGCUGUCCUAAAACUGAAAACUCAGAGUUUUUGUUUGGACCCAGAGUUUGUUCCAGUCCUCUCUGAGACAGGGCCUCGCUCUGACAUCCUUGGCUCCUCUAAAAAUGGAGACUUUUCAGAAUACACUGUAGGAGUCACUACUGUUUCAGAAGUUUGGAGUAAUUUCAGGCCUGGAUAUAUGGGGAAACCUCAAUGACAGGAUUGGAAACAGCCACCCAGCCAUGCCCUGCUGUAGAUUAGGUGUAAUUAUAAGCCAUAUUUAGAAGAUUGUCUCCAAUCCCUCCUCUCUUUUCCCUCAGUUUGUUAAAGUCAGAUUAAGCCACAUUUGCAGAUUUAAUCCACUUUUCCUUUUAAGUUUUCUUCAGCAUUUCAGCAUCUCUGCCAUUACAGGCGCCCCUUUCCUUUUUUAACAUGAUAAAUUAACCCAAACAAGAUCAUGUGACUCUGUUAACUGUCUGCCAACCAGCCUGAAAUACAAAGGCAUGCUCAGAGCUGUGUGAAACUGAUUGGUUAUUAAGGACAGGGAAAGUACGUUUUGGUAGACAGAGGAGAUAAAUGCGGUGUGGUGAGACGCUAAAGGAAGUCAACUUCAGAGAGAGUCAUCUUCUUGGUUAAGGCCUAUGAGUCACUCCUUGUUCUAGACAGUAGCAGUGUUUUCUGAUCUUGGUGGAUCUGACUGACACUCCUUAUCAGUGAAGAAUGUUUUGUUAACAGGAACACCAAACUGAGAUCAUAUGGAGAUCAGAUCAAGAUAACAACCAUAGAUCUACCUCCUGGUCUCCACCUUUGGUCUGCUUCAUGUAAUCUAAAUCGCAUGUGUACGGAUUGGAUCUUGAUUUCACUUUUUGUGUGUGAGCCGGAGAAAUAGCUACAACUUGUGUCACAAUACAGAUAAGACCUUAAUGUUUUUGGAAGUAGACUUACCAUUGUUGUGUGCUCCCUGAUAAAGAACCAUAUCCUGCUAUUGUGUAAAAAAUGGUAUAAAAAUAAAAACCUGUUUUGGAAAAGGGCUUAUUUUCUUAGUGGCAGAGCUUGUUGACAUUAUGAAACGGUUACAUAUAGAUGUCUGAUGUGAGGAUACAUCUUCAUAUGUGAUACAUGCAGCAGGUUUGUGUGUGUUGCAGUGGUUUAGCUUCCUUUUAAAAUAGAUCUGAACUUUCCCUGGAGCACUCCACACCCUCUUACUGUAAUGAAAGACAUGUGGGAGGUGGGCAGGGAGGGCAGCACUCCCUCGUGGAGGUCUGGCUGUCUGUGUUACUUGGAAAUGAGAUCAAAGCAGAUAUUUCCAGGGGGGUUAUAUUCUUCUGUUGACCUUUGUUUACAUUUGACCUUCAUUUUCGCUUCUUUCGGUUCGUAGGAAAUGAGAGUGAAAGACAUACAGUCAUAUCUCACAUGUAAAUGUAAAUAUUUCAGUCAUUAAAGAAAAACCACAGUUUCUAACAUGCUUGUCACAGAGUCUAACAAAUACCCUAAUGGAUUUCCCAGAUUAUUGACAGCAGUUUCCCACCUGCUUUUUACCGACUAAUAGGGAAACAAAAGUAAAACCAUAUCUCUUUUACUGUAAGUAUGACUUAUAUCAUUCUGUUUCUUGCUUACUCGGUGCUAUUUUAGGUUAAUAUGACUGUCUCAAAAUCUACUGCUUUAAUGGACGAUUAAUAAAGAUAUCACUCAUUUGUGCCUUUUUGCAACACAUAGUUGGAGGAGAAGAAGAAGCACAGGUGAAAUCAAGUAGUCAGUGUUUUGGAAAUAAACUUGUCUUCCAAUUGCAAUCAAUAAAGGAUCCUGAGUCAACCAGUUGUCUUUUUCGUAAAUUUAUUGAGCAGAUAUAAUAACAGACUGAACAAACAGUCUGAGAUACCAAAUCUCUCAGUGAGCGCACACAUAUAUCAUGAUGCGAGACAACUUCCCGUUCCCACAUUUGGCAAAUCAGAAGAGGGGAGUGUUAAAUGUCUAGAUGGAGGUGAUGAGAGCAGCAUGCAAACGGGAGACAGAAUGUGCAAACUAACAAGAUGUGCAGCUAAAGGCUAGUCAGGAGAGACAUGUGAAAGGUGUCCGCAGAGGACAGGGAAGUUGACAGGGCAACUGAAGGCAGAGCUAAAGUGAAGUUCAUCACGUAGCACGCUUGCAAAAAGAACAAUUUUCCAUCUCAUCAGCAACAGCAGAAGAAGUAAUACCAGGUCCAUUUAUUUGUAUUGGUACAGUGACUAACAAUCGAAUGGUAGUUUUUUGAUUGAUCAUGUCGAUAAUGAGAGAGAAGGCUGGCCGAUAUUUAAUACAAAUAUAUUUUAUGCAGUUGUAAACACAACAAGUUAAGCAAUCUCUGAACUUACAUGAACAUUUCUCGAACAAAUGUUGGCUCAGUAAAAAAUAACCUCAGGGGAUUUUUGGGUUUUCUGUCCCUCCAUCUGUAAUCAUUAACAUAGAAGAAGUACAAGGACAGUAUUUGGGUUAAAUAACAAACAAACAAACAAAAGUCACAUAUAAUGUCUUUAUUCUAGUACAGCCUUUUAAACAUGCCUAGUGACAUGUUUUUUAUUUUUUAUUUUAAUUAAUUCAUGAAGUAUAGAAACACAUUGGGUUAUGCUAUAGAUGUCAGAAAAUGACAAACACGAAUAUCAAUGUCAACACAAGCCAGCAACUAGUUUAAGGUGCUGUUCUGAGCAUUAUUUGUGGCUAUAGAGUGGCGUUUUGGUUGAGGUUUGUUUAUGGCUCCUCAGACCACUGUGUAUUGCUAUUGUGCGGUUGUUACUAAACUUGGUAUAACUAGAGAAGCAAUGUCAACACAAGCCAGUAACUAGUUUAAGGUGCUGUUCUGAGCAUUAUUUGUGGCUAUAGAGUGGCGUUUUGGUAUAUCUUUGAAAACUGAGUAUGAUGAGAGUCCCAGUAAGAUAAUGAGACAGAGAAAAUCAGGAAUGUAACAGCACAUGUGACCGCCUACGAAGUCAAAGCUGCAACUUUAGGUAGAAAACCGUGACGGAAGAAAAGAGAAACAUGCUGUGGUUUCAGUUUCAUUUUUUAUUUCUGAGUUGGUGAAAACGAUACUCUCCAAAACAUCAUCAAUAAUCAUACAAACCUGCACUGAUUGUUGCUGACAAUUUAUUUAGCCUAUUGAAGCCUCAUAAAUUGACACAUUCUUCAUGUAAUUAUCAUUAAAACACAAAGCACAACAGAAAUGCUGUUUCUUUUGUAAAUUGUCGCCUUUUUGACGGCUAAAAAAAGACAGUUGAGUAUUUGAAUAAAGCUCUUACAUGUGUAGUAAAUGUCUGUUAAUCUUCUAUAAUGAUUUUAGUGAAUGCUCUGGGUUGUGUCGUCACAGAGAGCCGGUCUUGAUUAGGUUAGAUCCUCUUCCAGAGCCUUUAAAACAGUUUCAUAAUGUUCCUAGAGAAUGAAGGACAAACAUAAAUAAAUACUGACUCACAUGGCUCACUCUGUGGUCCCAUGUGUCGGAGUUGCUUUUGGCCGGUCCAAACUGAAGGUUCGGGAUCAACACACAUGACCGUCAAAGAUUCUAUCCAGAACUGAAAAGAAGACUUCAGGCGAUUCCCUCAUAAGUAGUACUGGCAUCUAAAAAAGGUCACUUGAAAAAGAAGGAAAAUUGGCCUCAAAACAAGAACAGAAUGGAUGGAAAGUUUUAGUCAUUUCAGCUCCAGCAAUUUUCUGUUUCAGCCAGCAUCUGUGAAAAACAUUUGUGGUAUGUAGUGCUCCUUCUGUAGACUCUUUGUCAAGGAUGUGAUGGAAACUUGCGCUUCCAUUUUGAUUGCCAGUGGUUGUUGACCACAGAUCUAUGGAUAUUAACUUUUAACUCUGUGAAAGCUUGAAGAAAAGAAGCUGUAAAAAAGAAGGAGAUGAAUUUGAUGUGAGUUUUAGAAACGAAGUUGUGGUGUAGUACUGUUAUGUCUCCACAAGGUGGGAGGAUAAUUACUCUCUUACUUCAUAUAGUGAUUCCAUAAAGCUCCUAGAGAUAAUGUGCUGUUAAAAAAAAAAAUCCAAAGGGUGACGUCCAAACAGUUAUUUAACAUUUCAAAAUGACCAGUUUCACAGCUGACUAUUGUGAAAUUUUGCAUGUGGUAGUGUUUACAGCUCUGCACAUCUGAUUCUAAUUAGUCCUCCUCCACAGUAGGAUUGCAGACAACCACCGGAGGCUACAUUGAAGGCGGUACUUUUCCUGUUUACUCCAAACACAUGUUGUUGAUAACAUCCUCAUGCUUUGACUCGAGUUUUCCGGCUGAUUGUUAAACGCUAGACUCGUCUCUAUCUACUGACGUUUUUUUGGGGGAAUACAAAAUGUGGAAAAACAGCAAGAGAAGGGUCAUUCAGUCGGGGGAGGAGACAGGUAGAGAUGCACAGGUGGGGCAGAGAUUGGAAAGAGGCAGGAGCUUCAGGAUAAACACAGAGGGGACGUCUGGGGUGAGGUGGAGCACAGCUAUUCAGGGACAGGUUGGACUGGUUUCUCUCUGCACAAUACCUGAGUUCCCCAUGCUCGCACUCAUUUGUAUUUAAGGAGGAAGACAGGACUGAAUUACAUGCUGGGAAAAGAGUGCAAAAGCUGAUCAGGACAUUUCAGUUUUGCCUUGUAAAGGAUUAAAACAUGCCAGAGGAUGGGGAGUACUUUGGAAAGCAUGGUAACAACGCCUUUUGCUUAAAUUUUUCAUUGUGUUGUAUCUUUCGCUCUUUCUGGGUCAAACUUAGAAAGGUCAAAAAAAAACUCAGGGAUGACUGGUUUGUCUUUAAACUUAGCCUUUAAAAUUGUCACAGCAAAUCUUUCUCAUCCGGUAUGUAAAUUUGUUUUAAGUGAAACUGGAGCAGUAUCGACGUGUCAACAUUGUGUGGGUAGAAUGGGUGUGUGUGUGUGUGUGUGUGAGGAGAACCUGCUGCUGGCAGCUUUGCUGAUUGUACAGGUGUGUGAGAGCACAGGGCUCUUUUUUCACUGUUUUCCCCAACACAAGUACCAGUGAGCUGUGUGCAGAUAAAGCAGCUGAACACAGAGCCUUAUCUCUGCCUCUCAUGUUAGAGUCUGUGAUAAACUUCAUUUUUAAAGCAGUUAACUCUGUGAAACGUGGAUGCACAUCAGAGCGACAAGACAAACAGAAAGCGCGCUGAUCUUUGUAACAGGAAGCUGUGACUUCUCUGAGCCUGUCUGCUAAAUGCUUCCUACACCGUUAUCAUCUGGACUACAUAAAUAAUUGAUCUGCACAUUUGCCUGCAAGAGAGCAUAAUACCUCUCUGUCUAGGCCGGUGAUGUGAGGCUCCAAAGCUACGUGUGUGUGUGUGCAUUAGGUAAAAAAAAAACCACUUAGGUUUCAAAGCCCUGGUGUCCAUUCAAUGAUUUAACAGUCACUGUGUUCACUCACUGUCAUCAAUCUGCACUUGAAUCAGCCUAUAAUAAGAUAAUUGAUUGUGAGAUUUAGAUGGAGAUAUUUUCUUAUUUGAGUUCUUCAGACAACAGCAAAUAUGAGUAUUUCCUCACAUUUGGUAAGAGGUUAAUGGAGCAUGCUACAAGCUAAUGGUUACCUUGGCUUGUCAACAUUAUGUCUACGGUCACAAAUGGGUCAUCAAUUAUAUUGCUUCCUCUAUCCGUUGUUCUUUCUGUAGGGAAUCAACAUUAAUACCAGACGUUUUCCAAAUAUCUAUGUGUAUAGAAGUUUCCAUAAGCAGAAAACAAAAGUACAAAAGCCUGUCAGAAUUUAAAACUCCCUCCAUAACGUGGCAGCAGGGAGGGAAACAGCCACAGCAUGAGCAUGUUAAGUAGAGCACAAAAUCAGUCAUUUUGUAAUUAGAAAAUACAAAAUGCAAAUUCAAAACAACAUGAAUCCAAUCAACAUGUGUGUUUCAUUGUUCAGCAUGAACUCUUAAGUGAUGUUGAUCACAGAAAGCCUCUAGCUUAAAUUAUUACUGUUUUCCAGUCUGAAAAGAGAAGAAACCAGAGAGAGUCUGUUGAUCUAUUCUGCACAAUGACAUAAAAGUCCUGGGUGCAAGAAUAAAUGUUGUCAGACACGAAUCUCUCUGUUGUCUAGAAAAAGAGCAGGAUGUUAUACAAACAUAAAAUAUCAGUUAUAGUUCUUUUAAAUUUAUUUUAGCUUUUACUCCGUGCAUCUUUAAUUUAAAGUGAACUCUUAAGACAAGCAUAUUAAAAAUACAAAAUCAUGCAGAAUAAAUAAAAUCUCAAAUUCAAUCAUUGAUUCAAGUUUGAAGUUCAAAAUGCAACAGAUUAAUUCAAACCUUAAUCAAAUAGGAGUUAUUAUAAAUCAGUGACUAUGAGGUCUAACCUCUGAUAAGAUGGGUGUCAAAUUUUGCUCUAUGAUGUGAUCAGAGGUGACAUUGCAGAAAAAUAAAGAUGCACUUUUAUUGUGUUUUGGCUUUAAAUUCAAGUUCACACACACACUCCAAAAAAGAUUUUUUUUUUGGGCGGGGGGUACAAUAUGAUAUUGUUGGUAUGAUUCUGUUAAAUGUGAUGCGUGUCUUAUUAUGCUGCCUCUGUGUUUGACAUGGAUUUGCGGCUUUUACUGCUUAGUCACCAGGGAGGAAUUUGUUGUGUUGCUAGGCGUGUCUGCCUGAGGGAAAAGUCAUCUGACAGAGGCGGGAGGGGGAGUGAUGUGUCAUAACCUUAAAAACUCUCAUUUAGAAAGUCACAGUAGCUUUUUUAAUCCUUUUAUAUAAAAAUAAACUCGUCCAUCUUUCACCUAUCUUCACAGUCUUUUCUUUUGGUUUUAUUGUAAUAUCCCUCGCUUUCAUUGGUCCCUGAGUGAAACAUUUGUUUGUCUUUUAUUCAGGCGAACCGAGGAAGUAUGACCCGUCUUUUAAAGGUCCACUCCACAACAGGUGAGAAGGAGUUUUUACUUUGACACUUUUGCGUAUAAGAUGCUGAAGAGAUAUUCUGAAAUCUUUUUCCCACUCUCUGUCUUAGGGGCUGCACAGACAUCGUGUGCUGCAUCCUCUUCAUCCUCGCCAUUUUGGGUUAUAUUGCAGUUGGGAUACUUGGUAAGUGAGCAGCAGCAGCAGUUGGGUUUAUCUAAAAACACGCUCUGAAGCCUCUCUUUAAAAUAAUUUUUUAAAUAUGUUCCCAGCCUGGUCCCAGGGUGACCCCAGGAAGGUGAUCUAUCCCACUGACAGUCGUGGUCAGUUUUGCGGGCACGCCGGCACCCCUCUUGAGUAAGCUGCAAGCCCAGUAUAGAUCAUGGCUGUUUCCCUUUUAUCCCCUUUUAUGUUUAAUAAAAUACUUGUAUCAUAUGAUAGAUAAUGUUUUUUAUUAUUCCUGUGAGUCACUAAGAUGAUCAGAUGUUUAUCUAUGUAACUAUUUAUUUCUGUUUAUACUUUCUCAGGAAAAAGCCACUGCUGUUCUAUUUCAACAUCAUGAAGUGCGCCAGCCCCAUGGUGCUGCUGGAGUUCCAAUGUCCAACGACGCAGGUAUGAAAUCCACUCAUUUACUCUCCUGGAUAUCAACAACAUCCAAACUUGCAACUGAUCUUUGUGAUUCUCAACACAACACAGAAGCACAGCAGAGAACAUGAGUAAAAUCAUGUAUUUGUCCACAACAGCCUACAGAACAGCCAUUUUUAUUUACGGUCAUGUUUGCUGCUGUUUGUGAUGUUACCUGUUGCUAUCACCACCACCUUCUACCUGAGUUUGACUGAAUUUGAUUGCCUUUUUUGACAUUUUGUCGCCUUCCCUCUUGCUGUGCUAAAUCAAACAUUUAUUGAGCUCAUGUAACCUGCACAAAACUGGGAUCUGACCUCUCGCUCUCUCCCUCUUUUUUGGAUAAAUGUAAUUUUAAACUUAUACAAGGUGGAAAACAGAAGGUUUACCUGUAAUUUAGGUGGUUAGAUGAAGAUGAAGUGGUUAGUUUCCCUUCUGCAAUAAGACUUUACAACGAACUGUAAUAAAACUGGACUCAUACCACUUUUUUCUUUUUUUCUUGUACUUAAGUUGUGAAUAUUGUAUAUAAUUUUAUUUUCUUCCCCCUUUUUCCUUUUUUCUAAAUUUUUCUUAAUUAUAACAUUUAUUUAAGCUCUUAAUUUACGAUCGUUAUUUUUAUUUUUAUAACUGCAUUUUUGCACUAUCUUUGUCUGUGAUACUGCUGUGGCAAAAAAAUUUCCCUAUUCCCUAUUCUAUGAUGGAACAUUAAACACUAUUAAACUUUUUUAAGAUUUUGCUUAUUUCAGAGGAGGUGCAGGAUCUGAUUGGUCUCAUUCUGGGAUGUUAUGGAUCCUGUUCUAGAUUUAGGACAUCUCAAUAGCUUCUCAUGUGUCUUAGCAUGUUCUUCUAUGCUUUUUGUGUAACUGUUUCCUGCUGUGGAUGUUUCUCUUCCCAGAUGUGUGUGGAGAAAUGUCCUGAUAAGUUCAUGACUUUAAUAAAAGCCUACACAAACAAAAAGGACUUUGAAUAUUACAAGCAGUUCUGCCAGGAGGGUGUGACUAACUCGAUGGUGAGUUUAAAGCAAACUGUGCUUCAAACAAACACUUCACCUCUGUGGUUCUUCUUUCUGUGCCUGAGUUUGUCUGCUCUUCAAGAUGAUAUAAACUGUGUUUUCAGGGUAUCCCAGAAAUCCUCAGGUUACGUCUCUGUCCCGCCAUGCUGACCCCGAGCCGGCCCUGUAAGUUAGAUUCCUGUCAGCAGGAAAAAAAAUGAUAACAGUUAUCUUCAUGUUUUGUUGAAGUUAUAAACUGUCCUUGUCUUUUCUUUAGUCACUCGUAGAUGUUUCCCUGCGUUGGGACAGAAAGGAAGCGUGAUCACUGUGGGAAAUCACACUCACUUCGAAGAUGGAAACGGAAAUACGCUAAAUGCCAAGGAUCUUGUUGACGGGGUCAAGUGAGUACACCUCAGGAGUGUGUCACAGCUUUAGAGUAGCUGUGGCCUAGCCUGCUGCAUGGUUUUGCAUCCUAUGGUGCUUAAUAAAACGCUUAACUCCCCCUGCAGGAACGCCACUGUGGUCAUUGAAGCCCGUCAGGUGGUCAUGAAGAUUUUCGAGGACUACACACAGUCCUGGUACUGGAUCCUGCUGUAAGUCACUCUCCUCCGUUUGUAAACAUUUAUAAUCUCUGACAGUAAAUUUCAGCACUCAGUCACUCUUUGUGUUUCCCUCUCCUCCUCCUCUUCCUCACGCCUUCAUCACUCUUUAGGGGGCUAGUCAUCGCUAUGGUCACCAGUCUUCUCUUCAUCAUCCUGCUGCGAUUCUUGGCAGGAAUCAUGGUCUGGAUCAUGAUUGUCUUGGUGAUAGCGGUCAUAGGAUACGGUAAGAUGCAAUGCAUGUAAACUUUUGUAACUAUCUUUGUCACCCUCACCUCAAGCCAGAUCAGCACCCAGUAGAUAGAGGGUUUUGGUUGAGAGUAUAAACUUAUUUUGAUUGUAAUUUAAUACAUCUUUUCUUCACUUAUAACUUUUUUUGAUUUUUUUUUUUAGAUCUGUAACUAUAACUUAUAAACUCAGAGUCACUAUUGUUCAGGUAUCUUCCACUGCUACAUGGAGUAUGCGGCUCUAAAAGGAGAGCCGGGUGCUGAUGUGACUCUCCAAGACCUGGGCUUCCAGACAGACUUCGCAGUGUACCUGCAGAUCAGACAGACCUGGCUGGCCUUCAGUUAGUCCAUUUACAUGUUUAUAAGAUUCUGACAUGUUAACAGAAAACUAAUGAGACACUCGAAUCACAUCCCUUUCUCUCCCCUGCAGUGAUUAUUCUGGCCAUAUUGGAGGUCAUCAUCAUCCUGUUGCUUAUCUUCCUAAGGAAGAGGGUACUGAUCGCUAUUGCUCUCAUCAAAGAAGCGAGCAGGUUAGACUUCCUCUACAGCUGUAGGCACCUUUAAAGGGAGACUUGAGAAUUAAUCCAAAGAUAUAAAUAUAUUAUCUAUAACAGAAUCUGUCCUUUUGUAUUUACAGAGCUAUCGGUCAUGUCAUGUCCUCCCUUUUCUACCCACUGUUCACUUUCCUCCUCCUGUCCAUGGUCAUCGCCUACUGGGCAGUUACAGCUGUGUAUCCUUACAACUUCUGGUUGUCAAUGUCAUGAUGUUGUUUUCUAGAGUUAACCAUGUCACUGAUUUAAUCAAUAUUUAUGUCUAAAUAAUGAGUUCAGUGUUUUAUUUUUAGAUAAAACGUUUAGUGACUGAGAAGCAGGUUGUCAACAAAAGGAUGGGCGUCGCCUUGCCAGAUAAUGUGCUGUUUGCUUAUUUGCCCCUUUUGUUUUGCUACAAAAUUGUGAGAAUAGUGGAGAAACAGAUAAUGAAAAUGAUGAAAACCAAAUAAAAAAGAACAAAAGAAUUGAACUGAGUCCAAAAACCUGGACUUCCAGACUUGUAUUACUUACUACAUGUCAGACUUGAACAGUGUUAAGAUCGGACCCCAGACCUCAGUUAUUUUAACGGAUUAACACAAAAUUUCACUCUGUCAUACUCCAAAUAAUUGUUUCAAAUAGAGUAUGUAUGGGACCGCUCCAGGACUUGAUUAAUUCUUAAUUUUGUAAAGUGAGGUCUUGGCAAGGUCACUAUGGUUUCACACACACUGUACAGGACAUUGAAGUCAAAGUUUGGGGAUGAGGGAGUCGCUCCUUUUUUUUGCAGUUUUAAGUCUUGAUGUUUGUUGUCCUUGACGACACUGAUCAGCUUCCUGUCUACCUCAAACGAACCGGUCUACAAAGUUUUCAACGAGACAGACUGUGAACACUCGAGAAAAACGUGUAACCCUGCAGUAAGUUUUCUCAUUGAGUUACCAGUCCAGACAUCUUUGAUCACUGAUGAUAUAGUAUUUGUAAACUGACCUUAUUGUACAUUUACCUGUACUUGUGCACAGAAUUUCUCCACCAGUCCGAUGAAAUACCUGUGCCCAGACUCUGAGUGCCUUUUUGCCUUCUACGGGGGAGAAACGGUUUACCACAAGUACCUAAUCGGCCUGCAGUUCUACAAUGUCUUCCUCUUCUUCUGGUGUGCCAACUUUGUCACCGCUCUGGGACAGAUGACCCUGGCUGGGGCCUUUGCCUCAUAUUACUGGGCUUUCGUAAAGCCUGAUGACAUGCCUGCCUUCCCUGUGUUUUCUGCCCUGGGGAGAUCUCUCAGGUGUGUGCGAAAGUCAAACUCAUAAGCUUGUAUUGACUUAUUUUUAUACCAGUUUUAUCUUUUUUGUAUGUUGUGAUUUGAGUGUUUUAUUAAGUCAUUUUUCUUCUUAUUUUAGGUAUCAUACAGGAACUCUCGCCUUCGGUGCCUUCAUUCUCUCAGUUGUACAGAUCAUCAGGGUUUUGCUCGAGUAUCUGGACCACAAACUGAAAGGUAUGAUACUAUCUUCAGAUAAAGUUAGAAAAGCAAUGAUAGCUACGUUUGAAGGGUAAUUAGCUGGGAUAGACGUUAAUUAAACAGGACAAAUGAUUUAAAGUAAAUUCUAACAACAAUUGUGUUUAUCUCAGGAGCCAAAAACAAGUUUGCCACAUUCCUGAUGUGCUGUUUGAAGUGCUGCUUCUGGUGUCUGGAGAAGUGCAUCAAGUUCCUGAACAGAAACGCCUACAUUAUGGUGCGCACUUUAUUUCUUUAUUUCUGUCCACUCAGCUGAGCUCUAAAUUAUGAAUGUGCUUCGUUGGCAUGUUGAAGUAUUUGUUUGUAAUGAGUGUUUUUGGCCUCUAGGUGGCGAUUUAUGGUAAAAACUUUUGCACCUCUGCCAGAGACGCCUUCUUCCUCCUCAUGAGAAACAUGAUAAGGUGAGUUUGGGGGUGUUUGAGACUUCAAUCAUUAAUAAACAUUUGUGUAAUUAAUAAGAAGGAUCAAUAAAUAACUGUGUUUGAUUCUCAGGGUUGCUGUCUUGGAUAAAGUGACAGAUUUUCUCUUGUUUUUGGGCAAACUGCUCAUCGUGGGACUUGUAGGUGAGUCUGAAUAUUCACCUACUUUUUAUCUUGCUUUUAAUUUUUUGACUGAAUACACUGAUGAUACUGCUGUUACACCGCUUAUACUACACUAUUUCAUAAUUCAACUCUACAUAUUUGUGGUACAAUAUGUGGAUGUUGUCAAAGAUAAGCGUGAUGUUUAAUUGUGGUGCAAUUGGCUCAACAUGCAGCUUUGACAAUGUUCAAAUAUAAGUCAACUUUUUGUUCACUGACUGCAAUAUUUUGUAAAUACAGUGCGUUUCUAUGGUGAUUUUAGCUGCUCUUAUAUACCAUGAUUUGACUUCUAAAGCGUGCCGUCUUUGCUCUCUCUUUCCCAGGAGUCUUUGCCUUUUUCUUCUUCUCCGGCAGAGUGAAGGCCUUUGAGGAUACAGCUCCUCAUCUCCACUACUACUGGGUGCCAAUCCUGGUGAGUCUUUCCUUAAGAGAAAACUGUGCUCUAUCAAAACACGUGUUCGCUGUAUGUGUGCUAUGAAUGAAACAUGUAUGAUGUCGUCCUCGCCAGACUGUGGUGAUUGGCUCGUACCUCAUUGCCCACGGAUUCUUCAGCGUGUAUGCCAUGUGUGUGGACACACUCUUCCUCUGCUUCUGUAAGUAAUUCCUGUACAGCUGUUGUCUUCAUGUUGUAUAUCAUUGAGAGAUCAUUUGUCGUUUGUGUGAUAAGUCCAUCUGACACGUUACGGACUACAUAACGCCGCACCAAAGGAAAAGACUCCAUGAAAAGCUGAAUCAAAAUGUGCCUUUCUUCUUUAAACCUUGCGUUGCUUUGGUGUUGGGCUGUCACUAAUUCUAAAUUGCAUGAGUUAAUGGUAUGCCAAGCUUAAAGAAAUAUCACUACCAUCUCACAUAACAGUCUUUGGCUCACUGAAUGUUGAUGGACUGUUUACUUUCAAAUGCCUGUGGGUGCCUUUUGCUUGCUUGCGGUUUGACCCUCUCUCCUUUUGUCUCUCCCUCCUUUUUUUUCCCCCUCUCCCUUCUCACUUUUCACCAUCUCUUCUUCUUCUUCUUCUUCCUCUUACGGUGGCUUUAACACCUUUUCUACAAACCUUGAUUUCAUUACCAAUCUUCUGUUCUAUCCAUUAACACUUACGAAAAUACACAAAAACAAACAAACACAAUAAGGCGAAGACCUGGAGCGCAAUGAUGGUUCAGCUGAAAGACCUUAUUACAUGUCCUCCACUCUACAUGAGAUUCUUUGGAAGAACGAGGCUGAGGAGCCGACUUCGUCUUCCGCUCAGCAACAGGACAACGAAGACCUCUAGGAGGAGGAGGAGGACACAGCCUUAGAGAAGAGGACUUUUUGGGGAGAUAGUGUCAUCACUUUAUUGUUAAAGACUAUCUGAAGCUAUGGCAUGAAGUAGCUGGUGCUUUGUAUGUAGAGCAGGUCCCCGCAUGCAGAGACAAUGUGGAUCUCUUGUGGUAGAUUUUUCAAAACUUCAGAGAAAACAUAACAAAACAAAAAGAGUCAAAAAUUCAUACUCCAGUGUUAAACAUGUGAUAUUAUAUUAUCCAAUUUGAUAUGAAAGUUAUGAAAGUACUAAUAUGUACCAAAAGAUUUCAUACAAAUACCAAAAAAAUGGCAUGGAGUGUUGGAUUUUUAUAUAAAGACCCAUGAUUUAACUACAGACAUUAGGAAACAAAACCAAAUUUUGCUUUGACUAGAUCCUUUUAAAAGACCUUCCAGCAUUUCAGUUUAGAAAUAAAAAAACAUGUUAAACAGGAAAUACUUGAAAAUAUCAGGAGGAAAAAGAAUAAGUGGCAUAACUGACACGACAUGUUUAUCCCAGGAUUCAGACUUCAUGCUGUUAAUAAAGUGUGCAUUUCUUACUUCGAAAGGUCAACUGAAUGAAGGUGUCAGCAAAAAAUGUAAAAGCUGAAGUCUGUUUUUUUUUACUGCUGUGUUGCCUUAAUGUUGGAAUAAUAAGCUUGUUAGUUAUAACCGGUCACUGUUUCUCAGUAACAGUUUAAUUCAGUUCAGUUUUCUUCUUGUUUUUAUGUUUCUGAAUGUGUUUGACAAGCUGUUUCACCAAGUGUCUUAAAAAACGGUGUAAAUGGCUUUCUUCAAGGUUUUUUAUGAUGUUUUUAAAAUCGAUUUUAAGAAGUUAACUCUGGCACUCAUCAAUAGAAACUUGAAGCUGUUAAUGUGCCUCUUGCAACAAUAUUUGCACCUUUAACUCACUGUUUCAAGUGUCUAUAGCGUUUCAUAGGUUAUGUAAUCAGACCCAAUGACCAUAAGGGCUCCUUCAUCAGUGUGCAACACUCCUGGUGCUACUUCAUUUUUUCUGUUCUGGUCUCAACAGAUAUUUCUAAGAUUAGCUGCAGCUUAUUUUGAUGUUUCUACUUUAAAACCAUGUGGUUCUGCCAUAAAAUAGCAUCAACUGAAGGAUACACUAAUCUAGCUCUUACAGUCGUGUAUUAGGAGGGGGAAAAAAAACUAAAGACCUCAGUUAAACAUCCCUUUAUUGAAUCUCUUUCCAGUGGAGGAUCUUGAGAGAAACGACGGCAGUGCAGAGAGGCCCUACCUUAUGCCUGAGAGCCUCCGCAAAGUCCUGAACAAGAAGAACAAGCCUCCACCUGCUGAGUAAAACUCUUCCUCCCUCUGUGGUACAAGCCUUCAUAAGGCAAGUCAGUGGGUUCAGAUGGACUGUGGUUUGGUUCAGCAGGAACUUGGACUUAGACCUGAAGCAUCCGUUACCAGGAGACCGCAUGUGACAAUCAGUGAUGUCACCCACCGUUGCUAAGGAAUCGGACAACUGAGUUAUCCACUAUGUCUGCCAUUCAGAUGUUUGAAGGGCUACAGUUGAACUAUUUUUGGACUUUAAACACAUUUUAAGUAUGUUGUCCAUGUUUUAUGGAAGAUGCGGUCAGAGUCGUUUCCUUUCUAAUAUUUAAGAGUUCAAAUCUGAUCGAUUUAAGAUCAGGUAUAACUUUAGUUCUUUUAUCCCUACCAUAGUGUCUUUUUAAUAAUCUUAUAUUUUACAUAAAUAAAUAUCAAACCCUGUGUUACCAAAGGCAUUUGUUUUCUACUUGUAUACAGUGAGGUUUUGUUUUUACUUCUUGUGUGCUGUUGUGUUUCGUGCUUUAACUUUAUACCCAUGCAGACAGACAUAGGCGAGCUCUUAACAGGUGGACAGCAUAUUGUUUCAUCUUUUAUGCUUUUGAGUUGAUGUAAGGAAGUUUUUGAAAUAAAAAGUAGUUUUGUAAA
Xyrichtys novacula (pearly razorfish) is the source of this 17460-nucleotide messenger RNA. The record is from the annotation of a GenBank genome assembly. Lineage: Eukaryota; Metazoa; Chordata; Actinopteri; Labriformes; Labridae.